ACCCAAGAUAAUGGAGCUCCAAAUGGAUAGAAGAUUCCACAACUUGACCCUGGAGCAAGUCCAGACUCUGGACCAGGUGUUGACAGAGGUGAUCCCCAUCCACGGCCGAGGGAACUUCCCCACCCUGGAGGUGAGACCCAUGGACAUCAUCCACGUAGUGAAGGACCGGCUGGUGGAGAGGGAGAUCAGGGUCAGGGACAUCCGCCUCAAUGGCUCCACCGCCAGCUAUGUGAUGGUCAGGGACAACGGUACGGGCUACAGAGACCUGGACAUCAUCUUUGGAGUGGAGCUGCCCAGACAGGAGGACUUCCAGGUUAUCAAGGAGGUGGUGCUGGGCAGCCUGCGAGACCUCCUUCCCCAUGGGGUCAACAGACGCAAGAUCACCUGCCUCACCAUGAAGGAGGCCUACGUACAGAAGAUGGUCAAGGUCUUCAAUGAGCACGACCGCUGGAGCCUAAUCUCACUGUCCAAUAACAGGGGUAAGACUGUGGGGCUCAGGUUCGUAAAUUCCCUGCGACGACAGUUUGAAUUCAGUGUGGACUCCUUCCAGAUUAUAUUGGACCAUAUGCUGGAGGCAUAUUGGGAGACUGAGAGGAGGCAAGAGGGUCAAUGUGAGGGAUUGGAGUCACACAAUGGCAAUGUGUUAUAUCCGGAUAGAGGGGCAGAGAAAACCAUAAUGGAACCCCAGUACCCUUCUGUGAAUCUAAAAGAAGAUAAAGACAAUGACUCAAUGAUGACACACUUCACUGACAGUCUGUGCCACAGUGAAGAGGUUAUUGUUCAAAAGGAAGAAUCAUCGCAUCUGAUGGAUGUGCAUGCAACUGGAAAGCAAGAGGAACAGGAAGUGUUAGCGAAAGCAGAGCUUGACCUGGGAUCUCUGGAGGAUGAGGAAGAGGUAGAAGAGGUGGUGGUGUUAACAGUUGAUACAGUAAAAAUACAAUUUGUUCAGAAUACAGAUUACCUCUCAGUUAUAUCCUCCAAAACAAUGACAGAAGAGAUGGAACCUCUGGUGCCAAAUACAUCUGUAGACCCUCAAAGUAACACAGAGGAGUCAUUGAUUUCUGAGUCAAAAGACAUCAAUCCAUCCCCCAUGUUGCUCACAGAGAACUCAGCACUGCAACAAGAGCAAGCUCAACUUCAGGUGAUACUUCAAUCCACAUCCCAAGACUGCACUGCUGUCACACAAAACGUACACCUUGAACAUUCAUUCCUUCCCCCAGCCAAGAAAACCUGUGACACAUCCCAGCAAGUUGUACCUGACUUUUGCCCCUCACCUAAAUCUCCAAGGAAGAUGUCACAAAAGAUGAGCAGCACUUCAUCACUCCCUGAAAAAUGGUCUUUGUUAAAAGAUCUGUCAGAUCUGACAACACAGCUGUUUGAGCCUAUAGAAAUACAACCAAAUCCCUCUUUAAUAGACACUGAUCAAGGCCAUUAUUCAUCAUCCUCAGGGUCCAGACAGAGGAACUCAGAGAGCACUAAAACACUCACAGAUCACCUUACUCCAGCUGUUUCAUCCCAAGAUAAAAACACAACACCCCACAACAUAGAAAAAAUAGUCAGGGUGAAAUACUCAAAAAAGCCUCCCAACUCAGAAGCUACUCAGGAAUCAGUGUCCCUUCAAACCACAGGGGACAGAGUCCCAGAGUCUGAGCCUGCUGCUGCUCAGGAACCAGGUCCACCAGAGACAACCACAGUCUUUCCAGGGCCAAGCUCGGCCUUAAAAGACGGGGUCAGCAUCACUGUGGUAGCAGAGUGCAUGUAUGGUGACUUUGAGCAAGCCAUGGAUCACCUGCGCUUCCGACUCAUUGCCACCCAUAACCCAGAGGAGAUCAGAGGAGGUGGACUUCUGAAGUACAGUGACCUGCUCGUGAGGAACUUCAGGCCAGCCAGUGAGACAGAGAUCAAGUCCCUUGAGCGUUACAUGUGCUCCCGCUUCUUUAUUGACUUUCCUGACCUCAGCGAGCAGCAGCGCAAAAUCGAGGCCUACCUGCGCUGCCACUUUAUUGGCGAUGAGGAGACGGGCAAAUAUGACUUUCUGAUGACCCUGCGUCGGGUGAUAGAUGAUAGUACAGUGUGCCUGAUGGGACAUGAGCGGAGGCAGACACUCAAUAUGAUCACUGUCCUGGCUCUGAGGGUGCUGGGGGAACAGAAUGCCAUUCCCAAUACUGCCAACAUCACCUGCUUCUACCAGCCUGCACCUUACAUGGCUGACCCCAUAUUCAGCAGCUACUACAUUCCCCAGGCAGCACAGCCUCCCCUCCUUUACCACCCCUACCCUUUACAUGUCCACAUGCAGACCGGCCUGGUGUAGGUCCCAGCAUGUGAGUGGGGGAGAGCAUGCGGGCUGUGUUCUAUGGUUCUACUCUGUAACCAGAGGCACAAAAUAGAUUUAAAAAAGAAAACAGGCUGCAUGAGCACAGUUUGUUAAAUGCUUUGAAAAGACACUGCCUAUGAAGUGAGAGACAGUGGACGCAGAAUAGGGAGGAUUGGAGUUCUUUAGAUAAAGGCCGGCAACCACGUCACCGUUACAUUUUUUGUUGUUCUUUUGAAUGGGAGAGAGAAUAGCUGUGAGGGAAAAUGUCAGAGGGAAAGAACCGUUUACAUGGCUGUUUUAGCUGCAUCAGCAGGGCAGGCAGGCAGGCAGGCAGGCUUUGGCCGUGUUCAAGAGCAUAAAAUCUGUGAUGCAUUGUGGGUAAAUGUUGACUGAAUGAUUUACAAAUAAUAAUGAGUAGGUAUUUAUGAUGCAAAAUUAGUUGUAGAUCAGUCAUCAGCACUGUCGGCUACAAUGUCAAACAAGUCCUAUGUCACCUUCCUGCGAUGGGGGAUCCUAGAUUGUCAAUUAAUGAGAAAGUUGUUUAACAUCACAGAAAUACUGUAUGAAGUGUAGACCGAGCGUUUCUUAUAUUAUUAACUGGGUGGUUCGAGUCCUGAAUGCUGAUUGGCUGACAGCCAUGGUAUAUCAGACUGUAUACCACAGGUAUG
Messenger RNA from Oncorhynchus mykiss (rainbow trout), 2982 nucleotides. RefSeq lists its product as uncharacterized. Lineage: Eukaryota; Metazoa; Chordata; Actinopteri; Salmoniformes; Salmonidae. Gene Ontology annotation, molecular function: poly(A) RNA polymerase activity; RNA binding. The record is from RefSeq and is a predicted model, not a curated record. Gene Ontology annotation, biological process: mRNA stabilization.